AUGGAAGUUCCUGUGGAGAAGCCCCCAGGCCUGGAGAACCUUCUCCAGACUGCAUCCUUUAAGGAUCUUUUUCUUUUUCUGGCAGAGCCUUCAAAAACAUGUUAUAAAUGUAAAAAAUUUCAUCUCGGGUUAUGCUAUGACAUCAUGAAGUCCUGCAGCCUGGGGUACCAACAGUCCUGUGCUAUUGAGAACAUUUACAUACUUACAAGAAAAGGGCGGAGUAUGUAUUUUUAUUCAAAGCUGUCAUGUAUGACCAAAUGUGAGGACAUCAACUUCUUGGGUUUUGAAAGGAGGACAGAGCUCAUCUGUUGCAAACAUAGUGACUAUUGCAAUCUCCCUGAGGGAGCCUAGUUCUGCAUCUCUCCUGGAUUUUGUGUCAUUCUUCAACUCACCGCUCCCUUUGUCUCUUCCUCCAAAUCUGUAUUUUGCUCUCUUCUAACCAACGAUAGGGAAUGAGAAAGCCAGGUGGUAGCAAAAAGAGUAGUAGUUGUAAGAAGAAACAGUGGAGAGUAGCUGAGUCUUAUUAAUGAUGGAGCACUGGACUGAAUUUUUGCAAAUCCCUGUUGCUCACAUCUGUCAGGGGGUUUUGGUUUCCUUAUGGUGGUGCUGCCGAGAAUGGGGUUGGGUUUAGAAUUGGUUAUUUAUUAUCUCCUUUAUGGAAAUGCAAAGACUUGGGUCAAAAUAAUCCCAAGCUUGGACCAUAUUUUGUCCUCUUCCAUACCCACUCCUCUGGGUUGGGAUUCUCUUUCGAUUAGCCCUGACACCUCCUGGCACUCUCCUUUUUCACGAGGGUUACGGAGGUAAAAGGGGACUGACUCUAGCUUCCUAAUUUGCUGGCAACAUGAGCCACAUCUUUCUCUGAUAGAGCUCUUAGGUGGAAUCCCUGGCCAGAAAAAACUGGGCAGGCAUAGGGAUGAGGCAUCAAGGAAAAUUUUAAGGGCAUUUCGGUUUGUUGAAACUAAAAUUUGAGAGGCAAUUUGGUGUGCGUGGAAUUGGCUUGAUUUAUCAUGGCUGUGGCUGGCCAGAUAGCUGGGUAUCACGUGAUUGAACUGGGAAUGGAGACCAUGUGCAAGGAUGUUUAGUCAGUUUCUUCUCAUAAGAAUGAGAACAAAAUGUUAAUAAUAAAGCAGGUGGCAUGGUAAUUGAAGAUAAAAGAAUGUGUAGAGAUGCCAUGAGGCAGGGUUCUAGUUACAAAUUGUCCUAUAUGAGAUGAAGUUAUGAGUAAACAGAAGGUCAGAGAGAACAGAAGGUGAUAGUGGUGGGAAGAGAAGCAUGCAGACACUGGGUAAAACAAAUAGGCAGAGAGAAACUGAGUAAAAUUGCUGGUAGAACAGCACACCUGAGCCAAGGUGGUGAAGCUUCCUUUGAUACAGAAUAACCUUGGCAUUUCUCUCCUUGUGAGGCCUACUGCAGUUCCCGGUCCCUGGGUUUCCAUGAGCUUCUUCUCCCUUAUUAUGUCAUAUGAAAUUCUUACAAUAAACCAAUCACCCCUCUA
Molecule: messenger RNA, 1495 nt
Organism: Equus caballus (horse)
Lineage: Eukaryota; Metazoa; Chordata; Mammalia; Perissodactyla; Equidae
Gene: PATE2
Product: prostate and testis expressed 2
Source: RefSeq, a predicted model, not a curated record